CAGGUGACGAUGUUUCGUCGUUUCCUAUCAUUCUUUCUCGCCAAGAUGGCGGCCUGCAAGUUCUACAUCGUCAUUAUCAACGUUGUUGCUUUGCUUUUUGGUGCAAAAUCGCUCAACAAUGGACUUGCAAGGACUCCACCAAGUAAGAUUUCAUAACUCUUAGCAUUACGAAGUUCUAUACUAGAUCUACUCUGCACUUGAAAUUUCUCGCAGCUCCCAAAGUUUCAUAUGCAAGAAAAACAAAAUUAGUUACAAGGAUAAAGUUUUUGUUUAGAUAAAACUAAAUCCUUUUGGUGCUAGCAUAAGUUUUUGCAACACAUUUGAAUUUUUAUAUCAACGAUUGAUGCAAAUUCAUAUUAGCUAACUACAGAAUACCCUGCCAAUUUAAAGCAACCCUAAAAAUAUACCUACCAACUUUUUCUGAGUCAAAUGCAAAUGCUUGAUGAGGUUUUGGUCACACUAAAGGAUUUCAUCCACAGACUCAAAAGUUGGAGCUUUACUUGCAAAUUAAACAAAUACAGUCAACUGGUCUCAACUCCUUCUUAAUGGACACCUCUAUAAUAUUGGAUGGACACCUUGCGAAAAUGAACACCUAGAGUUUUUCCCUUCUUUCUUUUCCUUGUUUCAUUAACCCUCAAAUCCUGUUGAAGUUCCGAAAGUUUUUUGCAUGUUCAUUUGCAAUUUAUUGCUUAAAUUGCAACUACCACUGUGACGAUCACAUCUUCAUAUUUUAUAUUUUUAUUUCCUUAGUUCACAUUAUCUUCAUUAUAGUAGACUCUUUAUUAGACGGAGACAGACUUCCAGCCCCAGAGGUGUCCAUCUUGGGGAUCCAUAAUUAGCGUCAUCUGAAAAUAUUGCUGAAGAUGUCACGGUUUUAUUUUGCAACUUUUGUGACUGACAUCACUUGGUGUAUUGUACGGGGUCGUAACAUGGUAUAUGGGCUCAGGGCUCAAAGCCCAAAAUAUGACCGGGAUCAGGGCUCAGAGGAAAGGGCUCAGGGCUCAGAAGAAUGGGAUCAGGGAUCACAAGGCUUUUGAGCCCGAAUCAGGGAUCAGAUUUAUUACACGGUCUAAAAAUCUCUUAUCACAAAAUUUUUCCGCUUAAUAAGGUUUGUGUCCGUAGAAUUUGUCAUGAAUCAGACCAACCCCAGUCUUUAAAGUUUAGAAAAUUGCUUAGCGUGUAUACGUUGCAGGUCAAAAUUAAAUUCAAGCUAAAUUUUUUUAACUGAGGUUGAUUCUUAAUUUCCUUUGCCUCCUAGUCCUAAUUAUUCAUGAAUUAGUGCUAGGAAACUAAGGAAAUUGAGAAUCAACCUACAAUCUGCGUCGCAAAUCGUUGAAACAGAAACCAUUUAUCUUGAAUUUUUUUGAAAAUGUAUUGCAUUCACUCUUCUCACCUUAGUUCUCACUCAAGUGUGCCCUUCUCCUUCACCAAUAUUUCAAGAGCCACAUGUAUUUUGGACCACUGAGAUGACUGUAAUACCCAAAUCAACAUUGGGGAAGGGGAAAAUCACCCAAGUGUUUCAAGAUUUGUGACGAGUAUCGUAGGUUAAAAAAUCUUAAUCUGAAUUUAACUUCGACCGAAUAUAAACAUGAUUUACAGUUAAAGCACUGGGCUCAAGUGCUAAAAUGCAUUACUUUUUCCCCUUUCUUUCAGUGGGAUGGAUGGCCUGGGUAAAGUUCCGUUGCUAUAUAAGGUAAUGUUAAUGGCUGGUUAGAUAACUCAUUGGGUUAUUACGUCACCUUCGUUGAAUAAAGAAUAUUGUAUUGUAUUGUAUUGUUAGCAGUAGUGGUUAACUAUAACAUUAAUUUAGAACGUUAUUAUUCCUGAUCAUCAUAAACCUCUUUAGCUUAGCUUUCCCAAUAUAGUCAACUUGGUUUGUUGCGGAACUGUAGGGACCUUGGGCUGGCGUCGUCAUUAGCAAGGGUCCGUAAUAGCGAGAGAUUAUUUCAGUCAAAUGUCUGUACAGCCUAACCUCUCCUUGCGCACACCUCUGUAAUGUGGACACCUCUCUCUUUCGGACAGUUCAUUUGAUCCCAGAAAUGCCAAAAAUCACACAUUCCCUUCCUCUAUAAUACAGACACCUCUGUAAAGCGGACACUUGGAUCUGUCCCUUUGGUGUCCAUAUUAAAGAAGUUUGACUUUAAUUUGCCUUUCCGGGGAUUUGACUGCUCUCUGUAUUAUCAGGGUGUCCGUUAUAGCGGGGUGUCUGCAAGGUCAAAGUUUGCUGUAUGGGCAAUCUGAUUGCUAUAAGGGAAUUUUCUCUUUAAUUGUUGAUCUUUCUAUAGCGAAUGCUUACAUGCAUUCACACAUGAGAAUAAUAUGAAAUUUGAAAUGUAAGGCUCUUUAGAUUGCAGAAGCUCAACCCCAACUGACAAUAAUAUUUUCAUAUCAUUUUCUAUUAUUUACUUGCAGAACCAUGUUAUAGAUAUUAAAUAUAUAGAUAUGGCUGAAUGAUUUCUAUGUGCAAUUUUUAAUUUGGUACCUUUUUACUUGUAUGUUAUUUUUAUUUUAGUUUUCUACCUGUUACAUGUUAGUACAUAUCGGUUAAACUAACUUGUUUUUUUCUUUUUUUAGUGAAGACCUUGUAAAAACAAUGGCAGAUCACAUUGUUUCUGCUGGUUACAAAGAUGUUGGUUAUGAGUAUGUUUCCAUUGAUGUAAGUAAAGUAAUCCACUGUGAUGUACAUGUUUUUUGUCACAGUUUUAUUCCCUUUAAGUGACAUAAAGUUCUGAAAGUGCCACUUUCAAUGGGGCAGUACUUUUCAAAAAUCCGACACUAACUUUAAUCUACAUAAUUCUGACUUUAUGAUUCCUAGAUUCAACACAAUAACUUUUGGUAAACAUUGUAUAAAAUAUCUUGGUCUGUAUCCACAGCAUAAAUUACCAAUAGCCUUAAGAACGUUAACUGAAAUUGAUAAAUGUAAAAAGAAAUUAGGAAAAGUGAUUUGGCUGUUAACUUGACGGAAAACAAAUGUGGGUGGGAAUGCACCAAGGAAGCUCUUAAAUCUUUCUUGCUUUGUAUAUAUAAAAUAUUUGAUUUAACUGUUAUUAUUUUAGUUUAUUGCUCUACCUAUAUAUUGUUUAUUUCAUAGCAUCCCCAAUUAGCUUCGUAGCUAAAGUACCUGACACUUAAAUAAAGUUUAUUACCAUUAUUAUUAUUAUUGUUCACCAAAGUAGAUAACACUGUUGUUUCAAACACUUGAAAGUUCUGAUUCUAUUAGUUAGAUCCUUGUACAUGUUUCCACAUGGUUAGUUAAAUCACUAUAAAUAAAAUGAAAACUGCCUCAGCCUGCAUUGCUGGUAUGACCUUGGUCUACUCCACUGUUGUUGCAAUUCAAUAGAAGCACUAUAAAAUGCAAUUUAUUAUGUACCUAAGUUCUCACACAUAACACCAGCUCUAUACAAACUUCGUUGGCUUCCUAUCACCUGUCGUGUCAAGUUUAAGAUUCUAAUAUUUUUACUUUCAAAUCAAUUUACAGACUGACGCCAUCCUUUUUUAGCGAUCAGUUUGAUACAGCUCUGUGGAAUAGCCUACCGGCUGACCUGCACAAUAUCAUGACACUUAGUGUUCUUAAAGACAAACUUAAGACAUUUUUGUAACAUAUAUAUUAAUUAUUAUUUUGUGAAGCGCUAUUGAUCAGCAUACAUGUAAAAAGCACUAUAAAUGAACAAGUUUUUAAAUUGUGAUUAUUAUUAUUAUUGUUGUUGUUGUUGUUGUUGUUGUUGUUGUUGUUGUUGAUGACAUCAAAGCUGCUACUAUUAUUUUAGGAUUGUUGGAUGGCACACAAUCGCACAGCAUGGGGAGAACUACAACCAAAUCCAACAGCUUUUCCUAAUGGGAUGAAGGCUGUUGCUGACUACGUGAGUAUCCAGACGAGGUUUAUAAUAAAGAGUGUUAGCAACAACAACGGCAAUGGGAAUGACUGACAUAUCAAAAAAGCAAUAGUUUUAAGAAGCAAAACAACAACCCUGCAAGUGCAGCACACUUUUUUGUACAUUUCUUUGCCAUCAAUGCACGGCUACAUAUUUUUCUUUUUUUCUUUCCUCAAAACUCACAUUGGGUCCUCAAGAAUUUUAUACCAAAACCAUCCUAAGGAAAUGUUGUUGGUUUCACAUCCCAACUGUAUGUUUCAUUGGUCAAAAGUGUGUUAAAUUUGUCACACUUCAAGAGUGGAUGUAAAUAUUAUUGUUUUCUUUUUUUGAAAAAAUGUUUGAAUGUAUAAUGGUAAUGAUAUAUAAUAAAAUUUAUUUGUUCCAUUUAUCCAGGUCCAUUCCAAAGGCCUUAAGCUAGGAAUUUAUGCAGGUGUGUUUGAGUAGUGUACAAUAAUAAAACAGCUGGGUCUGGAAGGGAGCAGGGGGUGCCUGAUCCAGCACUCCCACUCCUUUUUCAUGAAAAUCCCGCUUCCCCCUGUUUUUUUCGUUGCUUUCCCAAAUUCCGUUUUUAGUUUCCUUAAUCUGUGUUAAGUUAAAAAAUUUAUUGCUGCAGAAGCUUAUAAAAUUUAAUAUAACAUGUACAUGUAGGUUGACCCUUUCAAUGAUAUUUUGAAUUUAUGCAAGUUUUAAGGCCAUUGCAAAAAAGAACUAAUUUCUGAACAUGUGGAGCAAGUGCAAGAAAGAACAACACCAAAACUAUCACUGUCUGAUUCAAGGUAGCAGAGCUGAGAGACAUUUAAAAAAAAAACAGGUCGUUAAACUUUAUGCUAGCGGUAGGUGCGCUUUCCUGGUGUUCAGUUUAACCAUGCCAGUGGGUCUUCUGUCUGCUCGUCUGUUGAUUACUUGACAGUUUGGAUAAUUUGCCUUGAUAGGAGAUACCACUGUAUGCUCCCCUGGUUGAUUCACAUUAGCUGCUAGAACAUAUGAUUUCCGGAAUUUCCAACAGACAGGCAGGAAAAUCCCGCAUCCCGUGCCUAAAUUCUUGUGAAUCCUGCUUCCCGGGUAGCUGCAGUCAAAUCCCCAGUGAACUCCAUUUCCCUCAAGAUAUUUUCCCAAAUCCCACUUCCUGCACUGUAUUUUGUUCAAAUCCCAAAUCCCAAAUAUACAUGUACCCUUCCAGGCCCCGAAUAAAAUAAUGUUAUGUGAUUUUAAUGGGUUUUUUAAUUACCUGACUCAUUUUCAUGCGGUAUCAAUUAUUAUUUAAUAUACAUGUGUAUGCCUAUACUGUGUCUUGGUUGGUAUUUAUGUAUAUGCUACUGGUCAAGAUUAAAUUCAAGUGAAAGUUUUUUUUAACCUCAGAGGUUGAUUCUCUAUUUGUGUUGUCUCUUAUUCAUGAAUUAGUGCUAGAAGACUGACAAAGAGAAUUGAGAAUCAAGCUACUGUAGAUUAAAAAAAAUUAACCUGAAGAGUAUAAUAAUAUUUUGACCUGUAACAUAUACAUUAAGUAUAGAAUUUAAUGUUUAUAAAUCUUGGCAAUACUGUUUGCAUAUUUAUUCUUGUUCAUCCCUUAGAUUCCGGACUUAAGUUAUUAUAUAGUUUCAAUUUUUUGAUAGCAUAAUAGUCAAAACCAGGAAAUAAACUGAUGGAUUUGAAAGGCUAACAAGUUUGUUAUGACUUGCUGUAUGUGAAGUUAAGCUCAACAAUCAUUGGGGUUACUUUAUUCAGAUAUUGGAAUUAGAACAUGCGCAGGAUUUCCAGGAACUGCAGGUCACUUUCAGCAGGACAUGGAUGUGAGUUGCUAGUUGUAUUGAUUUUUUUCUAACUUGACUUCUUUUUAUAGAGCAUUUUCACAAUGGCAUCAUGGUUGCUAUAUUGGUGCUCCAAAACAAUGAAAUGACAGCCAUGUUGGCUUACAAAGCCAUUCCUUUGGGAUAGUUGAACUCUUUUUUUUAUGUGAAAGUACUGGAUGGAUGCCAAGUUUUGUUUGUUUUCAUGUGCCGUAUAAUUAGUCCUUGAAUCUAAACCAUAAUAUUCAGGCAUGUCACUAAGGAAUAGCUAAGCAGGCUUCUUCAUUAGACAAGCCUGCUUUUUUACUCAUUUUAUGCAUUCUGCUGUAUUUAUUAACAGCUUUAAUUUUACUGAUCAUUGUUCAUUCAAUCAGACAUUUGCCAGCUGGGGUGUGGAUUAUCUUAAACUAGAUGGAUGCAAUUCAGUUGAGGCACAAUUUGGUACACUUUAUCCAGAAGUGACUGUGGCUUUAAACAAGACUGGUCGUCCUAUCGUAUUUUCUUGUAAUUGGCCAGCAGACCAGACUUUUAAGCAUAUAAAGGUAUUGUUCACAAAUUAAAAAGACAAAUGAAAAGGUAACAUUAUUAUUAAGGUGAAUUUAUUAUAUAAGCUGUUAUAUUUGAAAUGAUGAGAUUACAUUCAUGAAAUGUAAUUCAAUCCUUUUACUUUUAAUAGUUGGUAAAGAAUAGCACCAUUUACAGACAAAACAUCAAAUAGACUGGGAUUCUGCGACAUGUAUAACAUAUUCUACAGACUACUAUCAAUGUCUUACUUUAGAAAGCUGGUUUACUAACUUAGAGCAAACGACUGAUUACGAGUCUUCAUAGCCAAUAACAUCAGGGCUUCACUGACAGACGACCAAUAACAUUGCAACGUAAUUGACCAAUCAGAUAAAUAACCAGAGUAUAAUACCAUCAACUGACGUGAUACAACUCACUUUGACUCUGAAGAUGACUACCGCACAGGUUGUCAAAAUGUCCGUCACUGUCAACAACAACAGUCCUAUUCAGGACUAUGUUCACCCAGAUGAUCAAACUCAACCUUCUUUUGAAAUGACCCCUGGGUUCAAACCUUUCACAAUAAUAUUCCUCUAUUUGUAGAAUCCUAAGAAAUAAAUAGUGCCAUACAAUCAUUUUUCCAAAGAAGUUUCAUUGGAGUGGUAACACCGUAGGAUUUUGUCCAGACUCAAAAGUUAGAACUACAUACAUAGUACCGAUUUAAAUUGUGAAAGUACUGCUGAAGACGUUUCAUUUGAAUGGUAACACCAUAGGAUUUCCUCCACAGAGAUUUUAAGGUUAGAGCUUGACAAUCUUGCAAUAAUGCUGUACAGGAGUGAAAUAGAAUAAGGAUUUGUGUUCUAUGUUACCAGUACGAUGCCUGAAUUACUAUUGAGAUAUGAAUCCACUAAUUUAACUGACUGUCUGGACACUGGGUAAGCCAUAGACUCAUGUGUUCCCUUGAAAGGAGUGAGACUGUGUGAAAGAUAAUUGUGGUAGUGAGUUUUUUGUUCCAGGCCUUUCUUGGAAGUCACUGAGCAUGGAAGCUUUUUGUUGUACUAAAAUAGUUUCUGUUUUUAUCAAACAGCCAAAUUAUAUGCAGGUUGCUGAAAACUGUAACUUAUGGCGCUCCUGGUGGGAUAUGGAUGUGAGUACCAUGCUACUGGUCUUUUCGCUACAAGUCAUUUCACAGCAGGGUCUUUUUUGCAUCAACUUGUCUUUAAAGCAUGACAACUCUUACGGUGAAACCAAAAAUGCUUUGCAGCAAAUCAACUUCAUGAUGCAGUGAAAAAUAAAUGACCAGACAAAUUAACACUCUAGAAGAAAAUUAUAAUUAAAUGUUUCACAGAGAAAUUUGGAAAAGGAAGAGGAUUGAGAAGUGAAAUUUCUGUUCACUUUUCAAAAAGGUUUUGUUCAGCUGUUUAUCUCUUUUUAAAGAGAUGACAAAGAGGAUCAAUGUGAAUUAAAUGCGAAAAAAAUUCUGUGAAAAUAGUAUAGCCUGUUAAAGCAAAGCCCCGGCGGGGGGGGGGGCUACUCCCACAUACAUACAUUCUCUUAAAUGAAAUCCAAACAAUGUUCUCACAACUUGCAAGGCAAUCAGCAAGGGUCUUGCCAGUGGAUUUGUGUACUGAUCAUGUGCAUUACGUCGAAAAUCAUAGAUCAACAGUUUUGAGAAGGAACAAAAACAUGGCUGUCCAAGGCGGAACUGUUUCGUUUAUUCAAUUUUUUAAUCAUUUUCUCUGCUGGGUGGCUUCUUGAUCUAUCAAAAUAUUCACUGUGAGAAAAAUACUGCUAUUAUCUGCUGAUCACCAUGCAGGGUGAUCAUUUUGCAAGUUGUGAGAACAUUGUUUCUCGGUCCCAAACCUUGUGUCCUCCACCCCCUGUGAACACGUAUUUGUAUAAUCAUUCUGGACGUAAUAAGGACUUAUAAGUUUGUUUACAUCAAAGACAAUGUAAAGUAUUUGAUAAAAUGCUUUUGUGAGCUUGUGAAACAAAAGUGAGAAAAGGUGUCUUGCUUUGUAGGCUUAAAACUGUUACUACUUUUUACUAGCUAUCAUUUUUGUGUUUUGUUUACGUUCUGUAGACAAACUUUGGAAGAGUUAAGUACAUAAUAGACUGGAUGGGUCAAAACCAAGAUGAUAUCAUCCCAGCCGUUGGGUGUGGAAAGUGGAAUGACCCCGAUCAGGUACUGAGAAGAGCACUGUUGAUAUGUGUAAAUUGGCCUUUACCAACAAACCUGUUUAACCAAGUCACCCCAUGUAAGGAAAUCCAAAACAGCAUUGGAUUUUGGAUUUAAUGCUGUGUAUUCUGGAUUCCAGGUACUGGAUUCCAGAUUCUUGGUCAGUGGGACUUGGAUUUCUGGUUCAAUUUUUCGUGGUAUUCUUUAAGCUGUUUUCCGGAUUCCAAUGCCCAGGAUUCUGGAUUCCACAAGGAAAAAUUUACUGAAUUCCAGAAUCCAGAAUCCGGACUCCCUUCCAUGUGGCAAAACCACGUGAAAGAAAAACACUUGCUAUUAGGAAGUGCUUUGUGUUCAACUCAAUGUUACGUUUGCAGCAGUCAUUAUUCUUAUCCCAUAUUUAAUUAAUUAAUUUUUUUAUUCGGUUCACAGCUUGUUGUUGGGGAUCAAGGCUUGACAGUUGAUGAGUCCAAGGUUCAGUUUGCUAUCUGGGCCAUUAUGGCUGCGGUAAGCUCACGAGUUUUCAGUUUACAGAAGCAAUAGCGCUUAUUCUUAAAAUUCUCUUGAAUUGUGGGAUUUUGCUAAUUUUACCCUCUUUUUUUGUUAUUUUGUUUGUUUAUAGCCUCUACAAAUGUCCAAUGACCUCCGCGAUUUCCCAGACUGGGCUAGAGAAAUAUUACAAAACCGGUAAGGUCUUUUCCUUGCUGUUUUUGAACAGGGAAAUUCCCCCGGGACGCAUUUAUUUGAAGGAAAGUUGUCGCCCCGGGUAGAAAGGUCACCCGCCCACCCGAGCUACCAAUGCGCCAACUUUUCAUACAUUUCCUCACACAACGUGGCAAACCGUUUACACAUAAGAAACAAAAAGUUGUUUUGGCUAGAACUCCAUAUAAACACGUGCCUCAACCAGCCAGGGCAAUUGGUCUAGGCGAGAUAAUCAGAGCGUGCGCGAGCUCUGUUGUAGACAGUCAGAGCAUGCGCUUUCGCCGUUGGCUCGGGUAAAGGGGUGAACUGUUUUCUCAUAGAAACACUCAGUAAAGUUGACUUGGCUUUGAUGGUGACUCUUCUCCCCGGGCAGGACAGGUUUUCUCCAUUUAAACGGAGCCUUAGUAGAGAACAAAUGAACAAAACACAAGAAAUGUAUAUAUCAUACCUGAAACUCAAUGUGAUUUCUUUUAAUAAUAACUUAUUCCCCAAUCCUUGGAGCCAAGAAUGAAUUUCAAUGGUAACCGGUCAUUUCGCCCCCUAGUCAGUCAUUUCGCUUUGGUUACUUAGCCCCCUAUUUUUGAGUCAGUUAGUGCGCUUUAAAUUAACCUGAGAUCAGGCCCAUUUUUAGCGGUUCUUGUACAUUCUCUCUAACUGCCAAAAUUGAACAGCGCUAAAAUCUCUUUUCGUUUCGCCUUGCCCGCCGGAAUGUUAUUUACAAAGCGAAACGAAAAUUGAGCCUGAUCUCAGGUCAGCUUUAAAUGUAAUAUUUCUCUAAGCUAUAAAGCAAAACAAGCGCGCUUCAAAUGUAACAUUCCUCGUUCUUUAAGCCAUAAACUAAAGCAAGCACGCUUCAAAUAUAAUACUCCUCGUUCUAGAAUAGGGGGCUAAGUAACCGGGGCGAAAUGACUUAGGGGCGAGAUGACCGGUAACCAUUUCAGUAUAUAUCGCAACUUGUCUGUUUUAUGCUUAGAGUACCUAGCAGCGCCCGAAUGCAGGAGGUGCGAGAUCGGCUACGCUGCCAUCCGCUUUCUAACGCUGAUAAUUCUUUUACAUUUACUUUUACGUACAAUAGCUUCUAAAGAGACACUUAACAGCGUUCUGCCGAUGCUUUUCCUCUAUUCUCCCAUUAACACCAACCUGGUCUCUAUUUUAUUUAUUGAGAUAUAUUUUAAUUUAUUUUCAGAGAAGUAAUCGCUGUAAAUCAAGACAAACUCUGCAAAAUGGGACGAAGAGUUUUUAAGGCAAGGAGUUCGCUAGUAGCUUACUUGUUGGCGUUUUGUGAAACGCGCUUCAGUGAUAUUCAUCAUUUUUGCAGCACAGUGUUUUUGUUGUUGUUGUUUUUUUGGCAACUGACAGAAGUGCCUUUUGUGAUAACUGCGAGUUCAGUUCAUAGUAAAUAUCAUAAGAGUAAUGGAUUAUUAUCCAUCCUUCUUAGAGCCAUCGUUCCUCAGUAGAUUUACAGUUUAAGGCUACACGAUUGAAACUGGGCAUGCAAAAAACCUUUCUCGUGAAUUAACUAACAAGUUUUGUGGUCAGUUCCUUGUCAUCUAACCUAUCACGCAGGCGUUUUUAGGGACAAAACGCGAGCUCCCCUAAAAACGCCUGCACGUGAGGCUACCUGUUAUCCUGCGUAAAAAGCGUUUGCGCGCGAGUGUGUCGAGAACGUUCGUUAAAGUGCAAAAACGAGGAAAGAGGGGAUGGGGAGGAAGGGAAACUUUUCCUCUUUUCCCUUCCACCUCCCCCUUCGAUCUUCCAUUUCUUUUACUCUCCCUCUAACGUUCCCGCAAUAACGCGAUUGAAAACUGAACGCUUUCUACGCUGGCUAGUUCCCUGUACUUGACUUGAAGUCUGUCUUUGUGGUUGUUUUCAGGGUGAAGAGACUGAAGUCUGGGCUCGUCCUUUGUAUGAUGGCUCCGUGGCUAUCGCCUUGUUUUCCCGAGCACAGUACAGAGGAACAAUGUUUGCAUCAUUUGAAAUGGUAAGCACCGUUUGUUCACACAAUAGGCUGAAAAAAUCGCCUUGGGCCGUCUAAUUUUGGAAUACGUGGCAAGCGAGAUCUGGGGAGGGGACAAAACUACUCUGGGCACCGGGGCAGGGGCUGAAAAAUAACCAUGGUGGGAAUGGUCAGGCUUCCUCCACCAACUUUGAACGGUAAAAUUAUAUUGGUGAUCUCUUUGGUUAAUUUCAGGUUGGACUGCCUUCGUCAAUGGCUACGGCCCGUGAUCUCUUUGAACACAAAGAUCUUGGAAAAUACCAAGACAUGUUUACGGCAGAAGUAAAUCCGAACGGUGUGGUGAUGGUCAAAUUAACUCCAGUAAAGGAAUUGCCGUAA
Porites lobata is the source of this 11370-nucleotide messenger RNA. The record is from the annotation of a GenBank genome assembly. Lineage: Eukaryota; Metazoa; Cnidaria; Anthozoa; Scleractinia; Poritidae.